This is a messenger RNA of Bursaphelenchus okinawaensis, 630 nucleotides long. The record is from the annotation of a GenBank genome assembly. NCBI's taxonomy places the organism in Eukaryota, Metazoa, Nematoda, Chromadorea, Rhabditida, Aphelenchoididae.
AUGGCUCAUCAGUUCACCAGAGUCGAGAAGGCUGCGCCCAUUUUCCAGAGGUUGGUCAGACAUUCGGAGAACUUUGUUUUAAUUGAAAUAGAUAAUAUUUUUAUUUUUAGAGUGAGUGGUCUUAUCAAAGCCGGCCAGUUGAGAUGGGAGGAUCGGCCGCUUUGGUUUGAUGUCUACGUACUGUGCCCUCCGAUACACAAGCCGACAUGGAAUCUGGAGAUGCCGAAGAAGGACGACCCUGUCAGACAGUUGUUUUACCCAGAAGAUACGAUCAGAGCGUAAGUAUCUUUGUCUGUGACAUUCCAUUUAUAGGUUUAAAACUGAUUUAAUGCCUCUUGAAUCAAAUUUUAAUUAUUGUACAAACUGUAAUUAAUAUGUUGGCUUUGUAUGUCACAUUACAAACCUAAUUUCAGUAGAUUUUACAAAACAUAUGGAUCCCCAGGAGUAAUCAACCUUCAUGUAGGAUCCAAGUCCAAAACCGUUUCAGAGCUAUUCACCGAGACAUACCAACGAUUAAAGACGGAAAAGCCUGAGGCUACAGAAGAUGAACUGUUCGAAGAUACGACGAAUGUGUUGGUCGAAGAUGGGAUCAGGCUAAGGAAGAGGAGAACACAACAAAAGCAAGAUUAG